AUGGCUGGCCCAAUCACAGUGGGUGUAAUAGGCGCCACAGGCAAAACAGGUUCGUCCGUGGUGGAAGGCCUGCGCUCCUCGCCAACAAACUUUUCAGUGACCUCCCUCACACGAGCCACGUCGGUCGACAACUCUACCGACCAGCAAUUUGCCGCCAAAGGCGUUCAGAACAAGCGGGCAAGCGGAGAGAUUUCCGCCAAGGACUAUAUCUCAGAAGCCGAAAUCAACCAGGUCAUCAAAGAAACGCGACAGAGACUGGACGCAAGCCCCAAGCCCGUGACGCACCCGGACAACAUCAUGGAUAUUGCCAACUACAACAUGGGACAGUAUCGCAUACCGUGGUGCAUCCGUGGGGACAACACGCCGGAAUACGCCGACUAUCUGGGAAACGUCAAUUUCUGGAACCUGUUCCCUGACUUCCCGCGGGGCAGAAGCCUUGCGGAAUUCUACCAAUACGUUCUGGACAAUGACUUAUCGGAUCUGCCGGGGUAUCCGUACACAGCGGCCGGAGUUCACAAAUAG
This is a messenger RNA of Fusarium falciforme, 522 nucleotides long. RefSeq lists its product as hypothetical. Bases 1 to 522 code for a protein of 173 amino acids. The transcript is spliced from 4 exons. NCBI's taxonomy places the organism in Eukaryota, Fungi, Ascomycota, Sordariomycetes, Hypocreales, Nectriaceae. The record is from RefSeq and is a predicted model, not a curated record.